Molecule: messenger RNA, 839 nt
Organism: Helicoverpa zea (corn earworm)
Lineage: Eukaryota; Metazoa; Arthropoda; Insecta; Lepidoptera; Noctuidae
Exons: 2
Coding region: 101-835 (244 amino acids)
Biological process (GO): regulation of transcription by RNA polymerase II
Cellular component (GO): transcription regulator complex; nucleus
Molecular function (GO): DNA binding
Source: RefSeq, a predicted model, not a curated record
GCAGAGCGGCAACGUCGCAUUUGGCUCGCGUCAUGCAUUCGUCAUGCAGUUUCACUGCUCAGGCAACUUGCGAGACGCAAACACGUAAUUUUAUUUCAAAAUGGCCGCCUCAGCAUCGAAUUUUGUUCACGUCGUUCAACAGUAUCCUUGUUUGUAUAAUAAUAAGUUACCUGAAUAUCUAAGAAAGGAUGUGACGGAUAAAGCUUGGAGUGAGGUUGCACAGAAAACAAACACAUCGGUGGCUGACUGUCAAACUCGAUGGCGAAACAUAAGAAAUGGGUUCGUCCGCAGUCUCAAACCGAACACAAAACAAAAGAAACUAUAUUACCUACACGAAGAACUACAGUUUGUCGUGCCUUUUGUUAAAGCAAUUAUCAACACAGGUGAUGCAGGAAAUAUGCAAACAUCUGCUGAGGUAGAUACUGAAAAUAAUGAAUCUAAUUCCUUGACAGACGAUGAAGAAAUACAAUUUGCUUUGCCUUGCGUUGAAACUAUCCAAACAAAUGAAUUUGCAGAUACAGUUGUAAAGACAGAGGUAGACGAAAAUACAGAAUUCAAUACUACAGAUGAUGUUCCUGAAUAUGGAAAUACAAGUCUAAAUACGCCAUUUUCAGUAGUGGAACCGUAUGUAAGGAAAAGAAAAAUAAGAAAAGUUACCAAUGAGGUUGAUAAAGCGUACGAAGAAUGGAUGAGACAGAAAGAGCUGAAGUCUGACAGAGCUAGGAAGAUGUUUUUGUUAAGUUUAGUACCAGACGUGGAAAGUUUGACUGAGGAGCAAAUGAGGAAGUUUAGGAUAAAAGUGCUGUUGUUACUGGAAGAUAUUCAAGCGCAAUAAUAAU